GUAGGGAGCGUGGCUGGUGUCCGCGCGGUCGCUGCCGCCGCUGGGUUCCAAGUGAUAGCCGGGCGCGAUGAGGCCCUGAGCAGCCACCGCCGCGCUCAAGCAGGCAGCCGCCACCGCUGCCCUUCCCGGGCCCCCGCCGACCGGGCCCGCUGCAGCCUCCCGGCUCCGCUCUACGGCCGUUCCCGCAGCUGCCGCCAUGUCUGCGGGCUUCUCCUUCGGCGCGGGGACCCUGGGCUCCGCGGCGGCCGCCGCCGCCGGGACAGGAGGAGGGGGCGGGGGCUUUUCCUUCGGAGCCGCCACGCCGAGCUCAACAGGAGGACUUAAUUUUGGAACUCUGGGCUCUGCCACGGCUACAGCAACUACAUCAGCUCCUUCGGUGGGCUUCGGGAGUAGCCUUUUUGGAUCAAAAUCAACCACGGGCUUUACACUAGGAGGCAUCAGUACAGCAGGAACAGCAACAACUAUUGCUACAGGACUGGCACUAGGUACACCUGCCACCACAUCAACAGCUACUACAGGCUUUAGUUUAGGUUUCAACAAACCUGCGGGUUCUGCCACACCAUUUGCUUUACCUGUUACUUCUACCUCAGCGAGUGGCCUGUCAUUAUCAUCUGCUCUUACAUCGACUCCUGCAGCAGGAAGUACUGGCUUUACAUUAAAUUUGGGUGGUACAACUGCUCCAACUACGACUGCCUCUACAGGCCUUUCCUUAGGAGGAGCCUUAGCAGGUUUAGGAGGUUCACUCUUCCAGAAUACAAGCACAGCAGCAACAGGGCUUGGGCAGAAUGCUUUGGGUUUGACUCUGGGUACAACUGCAACUCCUUCAACUACUGCCAAUGAAGGUCUUGGUGGCAUUGAUUUUAGUAGUUCUUCAGACAAAAAGAGUGACAAAACGGGAACAAGACCAGAAGAUAGCAAAGCACUAAAAGAUGAAAAUCUACCUCCAGUAAUCUGUCAAGAUGUGGAAAAUCUACAGAAAUUUGUGAAAGAACAAAAACAAGUUCAGGAAGAAAUUAGUAGAAUGUCCUCUAAAGCAAUGCUUAAAGUACAAGAAGACAUUAAAGCUUUGAAACAACUUCUGUCUGUAGUUGCCAGUGGGUUACAGAGAAACACUCUUAAUAUUGACAAGCUGAAAGUGGAAACUGCACAGGAGCUAAAGAAUGCAGAAAUAGCUUUACGAACACAGAAAACUCCUCCUGGUCUCCAGCAUGAAAAUACAGCCCCAGCAGACUACUUCAGAAUCUUGGUUGAACAGUUUGAGGUACAGCUGCAGCAGUACAGGCAACAAAUAGAAGAACUGGAAAAUCAUCUUGCUACCCAAGCAAAUAAUUCACAUAUAACUCCACAAGAUUUGUCUAUGGCAAUGCAGAAAAUUUAUCAGACAUUUGUAGCUUUAGCUGCACAACUUCAAUCAAUACAUGAAAAUGUAAAGAUGCUCAAAGACCAAUACCUUGGCUACAGGAAAACCUUUCUGGGAGAUGCCAUGGAUGUGUUUGAGGCAAGACGAACAGAAGCUAAGAAGUGGCAGAGUGCGCCACGUGCUACCACUGGACCGACCCCUUUCAGCAACAUACCAAAUGCAGCAGCCGUUGCGAUGGCUGCAACACUUACUCAGCAGCAACAGCCUGCUACAGGGCCACAGCCAUCUCUGGGAGUUAGUUUUGGAACGCCAUUCGGCUCAGGUAUUGGCACUGGCUUGCAAUCAAGUGGCUUAGGUUCUUCAAGUCUUGGAGGAUUUGGAAGUAGCUCUGCCUUUGGAAGUAGUGCCACAGGAGCAUCAUCAUUUGGGUUUGGAACUUCAAGUAAACCAUCAGGAAGUCUAAGUGCAGGCUUUGGCAGCUCGACUACAUCUGGGUUUAACUUCAGCAAUCCUGGCAUCACAGCAUCAGCUGGCUUGACGUUUGGGGUAUCUAAUCCUGCAUCUGCAGGCUUUGGGACAGGAGGGCAGCUUCUUCAGCUGAAGAAACCUCCAGCUGGAAACAAGCGAGGGAAAAGAUAGGCACCCCUAAAGGGAAGGGGAAGUGAAUCAACUUUGUUCAUCUGAAAAGUCUAUUUUUCUAGAUUGAUGCAUUGAUUAAAUUGCAUCGCAGGAGAUUUAUAAAAGUUUUGCUACUUUUCCCUAGUCUGAAAUACAAAAUGAAGUCAUAUUGAACAGCUAUUUUCUUGUGAAUAGAAACCCGUUUAUGUAUUUUUAUUUUUAGCCCUAGUUUUAGAAAUAUUCUAUACUGCAUUAUUAUUAAAGAAUCUUGUAAAACCAUCUAUUUAACCUAAUGUUAGUAGCAGAAUAUUUUUUGUUAAUAAGCUUUAUACCAUAAGAAUAUAUGCAUAUUUGGGUUUUUGUACAGAUAAAAUAUAUUCUAGUACAAAUACUAGAGUUCAUAUCUUCUGUUCCUGGAUAUGGCCUUUAAAUCUACUUCAGGGUGGUUUUGUGUAUAUGGAUGUAAAUAUAUACAGUACAAUGCACACAUCUGUGUGUAUAUGUAUGUGUAUAUAUAUGUAUAAAAUACAAAUGUGCAAACCUUGCCCUAUAGACAGGUCUCCUUUUCUUUGUGUGUUUUGUUUCUCAGUGUUGCCCUGUGAUCCCACAUCUUUAUGUUCCUAGGAAUUUCAAAUAGUGGGUCCUGAGCUGUGUCAUCAUUGCUUCUUGUGUUUUGUUGUUCAAAACCAGCUGAAAUACAAUUUUUACUAUUUCAUAAAUAAUGGUUAAUAGCUGGAUUUUUUUUUUUAACCUUUUGCUUGACCCAUUUAGCAGCCAACUCUAAAGAAGAAUCCAAGAUUUUGACAAAGACAUUUCAUAGGUAAUGUUCCAAAUUGUUUGGUUUUCUUUUUUCUUGGAGCUGAGCAGUAGGGCAUCACAGCAUUUCCACUGAAAACUCAGGAUGCUACAUGGUCUGUGUGCAAGCAGGGAGUUGUCAGCCUGGAUGACAUCAUAGCUUGCUGUGCUGCAUCUCACAUUUGAUGUGCACUAGAAAUAGCUGUGAAAACAAGGAGGAAAUAAUCUUUAUUUGCAAAGGUUCAAUGAAUGAUACAGGUUGAAGUAUGAACAUGAAACUUUGGAGCUGAGUUGCUUUGUAUGAAGAAGUUUUGUAUAUAACAUGCAUCCAAUUAAUAUUCACAAUCAUUUUCAUAAAAGCACCUUUUUUUUCUAAAGCAGUUACAGUGCAUACGAUUUUCUAGUACCAAAUCAUUUGUUUUCUCUUAAAGUGUUAUUACCAUUUUGUAGUAUGUUUUGGAAAUUAUGCUCUUUGACAUAUGUUCAGUUUGUCACUUGAUCUGAUAAAAUUAAGGGAAACUGAGCACGGAAUUCUUCACUUUUGUAGUUGUAUGUUAUUGCAUCUUUGUGAGCAGCCUCUUAGGAAAGGGUAUAAUGUGGGGUUUUUAUGUCUUGGAAAAAUAAAGUUUUCAGUUUAUUUGGAUUUUAACCCUUUCUAAAACUCAUUGGGCUGCAGUCAAAACCACACUGUUUGUAUUCCUUACUGCUUUUUUUAAUAGUUAAUGCGUUAAACCACUGGACUCUUGUAAUGUAUUAAUUUGUGAAAAUAAUUCUAAAUGUGUACUGUUUGUCCAUAUGUGCAACUUAGCAUUGUGCAAACAAUAAAACAAUAAUGCUGUGA
Messenger RNA from Melopsittacus undulatus (budgerigar), 3614 nucleotides. RefSeq names its product nucleoporin 58 (gene NUP58). The transcript has 16 exons. Gene Ontology annotation, biological process: nucleocytoplasmic transport. NCBI's taxonomy places the organism in Eukaryota, Metazoa, Chordata, Aves, Psittaciformes, Psittaculidae. Gene Ontology annotation, cellular component: nuclear pore. Gene Ontology annotation, molecular function: structural constituent of nuclear pore. The record is from RefSeq and is a predicted model, not a curated record. The coding region runs from base 197 to 1999 and encodes 600 amino acids.